This is a messenger RNA of Oncorhynchus keta (chum salmon), 5565 nucleotides long. RefSeq names its product gap junction Cx32.2 protein-like. The transcript is spliced from 2 exons. The coding region runs from base 877 to 2127 and encodes 416 amino acids. NCBI's taxonomy places the organism in Eukaryota, Metazoa, Chordata, Actinopteri, Salmoniformes, Salmonidae. Gene Ontology annotation, cellular component: connexin complex. The record is from RefSeq and is a predicted model, not a curated record. Gene Ontology annotation, biological process: cell communication.
UCACGUGUGUAUGCUAAUCAUUAAAUCCCCCUAUUAGCAGUCUAUUUGUAGCCAAUGUGGAUUUGCGAGCUAGUUGGCUGUGUGCUAGAAGAGGGACAGAAGCCAUACUGUUACCUAUCCAACAUGUAGCAGCUGUCGUCUUGACAUGACCAUUAAAAUGGCUUCAUGGAGAUGUAGUCUCACGUUACCAUAUCCCCAAAAAUGCGUCCUAAUAGCACCCAAUCCCUAUGUAGUCCACUACUUUUGACUAGGGCCCAUACGGCUCGGGUAAAAAGCAGUGCACUAUAUAGGAAAUAGCGUGCCAUUUGGGAUGCACACCAAGUAUCAUUCAUCACUCUGCUAUUUCCGAACGAAUGUGAAGAAGCCUGUGUAUUGAGGUUAAUGGACAGGAGGCCAAGAUCGCCACCAUUUGGGCACAAAGCUACAAUUCUCAUUAUUGUCCUAUAACCUUUAACCUGGUCACCUCAAUUCGAAUAACAUUCUACAAUCACGAUGCUUCUUUUAUGUAGACCCGUCCAAUUGUCUUAGUUCAGUGUAUUUUGAUGAAAUAUCCUAGCAAUGCUUUGAUGGUAACAUGAUUUGGAUGUGAUAAUAAUAGCAGAGAGAGGACCCUGCCUGGCAUCACUGAGCUGUUUAUAACACUUGAGAGAGAUCUAUAGUCUAGUAGACAUACACUCUGGGGAACUGAGAACUUACUCUGGAGCCACUUCUCUCCAACCAAAUGAGGUACUUGGAUUUUAAUUGGACUGAUUUGAAUUGAUUGAGUUGAACUGAACUGGAUUGAUUGGACUGAAAUGGACCUUUGCUGAGUAAUCUGGAUUGGAUCAAGGUAUACAGACAGGAUCUCUAUGGGAUGAGCUGCUUGUUGUUUUUAUCAUGGAGAAGACGGGCCUAAUGGAAAUACUCUUCAUUACUUUCAAUCACAACGUCACUUUUCUGGGGAAGACAUGGUUGAGCUUGAUGGUGGUCCUGAGGUUACUCAUCCUCCUGUUCUCUGGCUAUCCCCUCUUCCGGGACGAGCAGGAGCACUUUGUGUGCAACACCAUCCAGCCGGGCUGCACCAACGUCUGCUUCGACUGCUUUGCUCCCCUCUCCCUCUUCCGCUUCUGGCUGUUCCAACUGAUCAUGCUCUGUCUCCCUCACCUGAUGUUCAUCUCUUAUAUCAUCCACAAAGUAUCGUCAACUCUCCGUAUCAGAGGGAACUAUUUCUCUGGGAGCAGAAGUCAGACCGGAGCAGGCACUCUGUGCACCCCUCUACAUGCUCUACCAAAAGGAACACCUAUCUUUGUAAGUGCCUAUCUUCUGGAUGUGAUACUGCGGAUUCUGCUGGAGGCAGCGUUCAGUGCCGGACAGUACUACCUCUAUGGCUUCUCUGUCCCCAGGAGCUUCCAGUGCUAUGAAUUUCCCUGUACGUCCAUGGUGGAGUGCUACAUAUCCAGCCCCACAGAGAAGACCAUCAUGCUCAACUUCAUGCUGGCGGCUGCCUCCCUCUCUCUGCUACUGAACUUGGCAGAUCUUGUGUGCUCUGUGCAAUGGAUGGUGACACAGAGGACCAGGAGAAAGGGCAGACGGUUGAUGAAAGGUGGGGUUGGGGAGGACAUGGAAGUCCUGUACAACCAGAACCACAAGACCCUCAAAACUGUCCUCAAGAGAGGACAAAGUCACAUGGACAAACCGACCUUGAACUGUAAACCAAACGGUGACCUUUCACACAGAAGAGUCAGAAUAAAUGAUGAGACUCGCGUUAGGGUGGUUGCCCAACCACUGCAGGGGAGCAGGCUGCCACGGAGGGAUGCAAAGAUUGAGCCGCUAUUUCACCCCAUUCCUAUGGGGGCUCCAUGGAGCGGGCACUUCGUUCAUCCCAACCACAUCUCCCGUUCAUCUUCCGUCCCUCUCUCCCGGCAGUUAGAGAGAGACCCAGUAGUAGUGUCACGCCAAUUUACACCCUCACAAAUGUACAGUGGUCGGAGGCAUGGCCAGUCCACCAUGGUAGACGCAACACUCCUGGAGCAGCAUCAUGAUAGUGCAGAAUCCCGUGAUAGGCUCCUGGACGACAUCAACCUGCAGGAUGUAAGGGGCUCCUCAAGCUCUUCCAGUGAUUCUUCUUCCUCAUCAGAUGCUCAGUAAAGUAGAUUGUUUUAUUUAGACCUAUGUAAUUCUAUGCGAAGCAGCAACACAACAAUGGGAGAGCUGUGUUUUUUAGUUCAACAACUCUGAUGAUUUACUCAUUACAUACACUUAAAUUCAUUUUUCCCCAAAUUGUAAUAAUAGGCUACAUUGCAUUUUGCUGUUGUGACUUCACACUUUCAGCUCUACAAACAGAAUGUGUUCACUGUAUGUGUUAGCUAACAGAAUUAUAAUGGGUGAUCCAAUUAAUGCCAGUUAGUUGACCUUCAAUAGCAAUGAUGGCCGCACUCCGCUGUUGUUCAGCUCACACGGUCUUUCAUUGGGUUCCCAAACAACAGUCAGACAAGACUGAUGUGCUCCGACUCAUCAGAAGCUAAGACCACUUGGAGAACUGAGGGAAACAAAGGAACAUUACUCCUCUACCAGGGUGGCAGGUAGCCUAGCGGUUAAGAGCGUUGGGCCAGUAAUCGAAAGGUCUAAUCCCUGAGCCGACUAGGUGAAGAAUAUGUUGAUGUGCCCUUGAGCAAGGCACUUAACCCAAAUUGCUCCUGUAUGUCACUCUGAAUAACAGUGUCUGCUAAAUUAAUAAAUUGUAAAUGUCAGGAGGGGCUUUGCAGGAGGCCAGUGAUGGAAAAGUUGAGGUGAAUGCAAGCCUACCUACUGUCAACAAUGCUGUGGAUGUCAGCUCAAGUGUAAAUUACAUUUAAAAGUCAAACACAAUGCGCUGCUCUACAACGUGCCUUGGAUUCAAUCCUGGCCGAAGCCUUCGUGUUGUUUUGAGUGUAGGGGAGAGCCAUUUGUUACAUUCAGCAUCACCCCUUCAAGGGAAAUAUAGUUUUCUUUCUAACAAAGAUAUUUACAUAUAUUUCAGUAUGUUGUGCAUCCCUGGAAAUAAUUUUAAAAACAGUUUUGAAAACAUACACUAUAUAUACAAAUGUAUGUGGACCCCUUCAAAUGAGUGGAUUUGGUUAUUUCAGCCACACCGUUGCUGUAUAAAAUCAAGCACACAGUCAUGCAAUCUCUAUAGACACACAUUGGCAGUAGAUUGGCUGAAGUGCUCAGUGACUUUCAACAUGGCACCGUCAUAGGAUUGACAUUUUAGUCAUUUAGCAGAUGCUCUUAUCCAGGGCAACUUACAGUAGUGAGUGCAGACAUUUUCAUACUGGUCCCCCGUGGGAAUCAAACCCAUAACCCUGGCAUUGAAACCACCAUGCACUACCAACUAAGCUACAAAGGAUGCUAUCUUGGUGAAAACCAAGUCAGUUGGUCAAAUUUCUGACCUGCUAGAGCUGCGCCAGUCAACAAUAAGCGCUGUUAUUGUGAAUUGGAACCGUCUAGGAGCAAAAAUGGCUCAGCCGCAAAGUGGUAGGCCACUUAAGCUCACAGGAUGGGACCGCCGAAUGCAGAAGCGCGUAGCAGGUAAAAAUCAUCUGUCCCCGGUUGCAACAAUCAUUACUGAGUUCCAAACUGCCUCUGGAAGCAACGUCAGCACAAGAACUGUUUGUCGAGAACUUCAUCAAAUGGGUUUCCAUGGCCGAGAAGCCGCACACAAGCCUAAGAUCACCAUGGCAAUGCCAAGCGUUGGCUUGAGUGGUAUAAAGAACGUCCACAUACUUUAGUAGUGUAUCUUUUCCAAAGAAAGUGGUCCCUUGGAACAACUUACGUAAGUGGGUGAUGAUGCUGGUCGGUCAAAGGUUAAUUCAAGGAAUGGGGUUGUGGUAUAUGCAUCUUAAAUGUAUGCCUACAUUCAGAUAUAGUUGUCUGGGACAGGGAUGUUGUUUCGUUUUUCAAUUCGUAGGCAAGUUCUCUACAUUUAUAUCAUUUGUUUUUUAAGUAAUUAUACAGACUAUUAAACAUUUAUGUACACAUGGGGCUGCCAUAAUCAUUACCUUGUUUGUUUUAGGGCUCCCGAGUGGUGCAGCUCAGUGCUAGAGGCAUCACUACAGACCCUGGUUCAAUUCCAGGCUGUAUCACAACCAGCUGUGAUUGGGAGUCCCAUAGGGCGGCACACAAUUGAGCCAGCGUUGUUUGUAUAGGGUUUGGCCGGGGUAGGCUGUCAUUGUAAAUAGGAAUUUGCUCUGACUUGCCUAUUUAAAUAAAAAUAUUUUUAAAAGUCCACGAAACAACAGGGUCGCGUAACAUCUGAAUAAGUGUAUGCCAUUGUCUUUACUGCCCUCCACUGGUAGAUAAAUGAAAGUGCAGAUACAAGAAAGAACCACUCUGCCAGAGAUACUGUAUGUAGAUAUUUUUCCUUAACUGUGAAUUAUUUUUAUAUUUUAAAUCAUUUUUAUUUUCUGAAUUUGUUUUGCAAGCAUGAUGUUUGGUGUUCACAUGGGAAAACCACAACAGUGAGUCAGCUCCUACUCAACCUUAUUGAUCCACUGUUCAUAUGCAUCCCAAAUGGCACCCUAUCCCUAAAUAGUGCAUUACUUUUGACCGGAGCCAUGUUCAUCUGAAAAUGAUCCAACCCUCACUGGUCCUAUAUGCUGUUGGUACAGUACUCAGAUAUCAUGGUUGACAGAAACUAGUGAUAUAUUAAUAUAGGCAGAGAAUUCAGCAUUGAGCAUAAGAGAACAUCAAAAAUAUAUAACAUAUCAACCUGUCCUAAAAAAAAACAAAUUGUUAGAUUUGGUAAGAAACUCCGUUCUCCUUCAUUUAGUAUGAUACAUUACGUUAGGUUACAUUAUGAAUGGAAUAGCAGUUGUACAAUAUCAUAGAAAUGAGAGGACGUAGAGUAUAUGUUUUACUUGAUCAAACAAUAAAUAGCAUACGAAUUGGAUGUUGUAACUUAUAAUACAUCUUGGAGGACAUAUAGUAUUAUAAGUCUUUCUCUGAGACCAGAUUGCAUGUUGCGAAGAGAAUUCAGUAGGAUUAUAUGUUUGUUGUCCUUGGUGACAGAAAAAUCCAUUCUCACUCCUUGGAUGUUGAUGUCGGAGUAAAUGUAGAGAUCACUACAUACAAUGGACGAUUCCCAGCAAGCCUACAGGGUUGCAUUCAUUAUUGCGAACCGUAUCAAAACGUAGCAAACUGUUUUGCAACAGAAAACGAAAACGAGCAUUUCUUACAGGAUAAAGUCAGAAAGUCCCUUCCUGUUUUAGUAUGUUUUCUUUGUUUGGGGCCUAGUGAAUAUGACUCUGUUGUGUAAUGGAAAUAAGUGGAGAUACAGUAUACAGGCUAUUAGUGUUCUCUGUGUAUUGAAGUAUUAGAAAACACUGUCAGGGUUGAGGCAACAUAGAAUAGAUAUGCAAAAUUGUUGUUUUUCCUGUAUAUGGAAAUGGAAAUGGAAAUGUCAUGCAUACAUUGACUUACUCACAAACUCAUACAUACACACUUUCACGGACAUGGACUGACAGAUAUAGCCAUAACCGUUGACCUAUGCCACUCUCACCUCUAGUCUAAUUUUGAGUGAUGAAUGAACGAUGUACAACCCUGUCUGAA